AUGGAGGCUUUAAUUGAAGCAAUUCGGGAGCAGAUCUCGUCAAUCUUGGCUUCUCUCGAUCCCAAUGAUGAUGUUAAAGUGCUAGUUCAUAACGCUAUUCUGGAUCAGUGUGGGCUUAUGCAAAAGGUAGGUUUCUCAAGGCUUCUUCAAAAACUACUUAGCCUUUCUAUAGGCUCAAGGAAACUCUUCAUCUUCAAAAAGUGCCUACUUUACUACUCAUCGCUAUUGAUUUGGAUGCUCUCAGUUCUCUCUUAGUU
Strongylus vulgaris is the source of this 257-nucleotide messenger RNA. The record is from the annotation of a GenBank genome assembly. NCBI's taxonomy places the organism in Eukaryota, Metazoa, Nematoda, Chromadorea, Rhabditida, Strongylidae.